AUGGCAGGCAAGCGCAAGGUGACCGCUGGGUCGGGCAAGCGGCCCAGCAAGAAGCGCCACCUCAAAAUCACCCGGAAGCUCAUGCCCCUCAUCCGCGCCGAGCGGGCCCCCACGUCGACCGACUUCAAGGAAGUGGCCGCUCAUCUGCAGCCGACUCGCGACUACCGCACAGUGCGGAAAAUCUACGAGAAGUACGUGAAGGGCGAGCCAUGGAGCAAGAGCGGGCCCGCCCCGGAGCCCAAGCACGAGCCCAUCCGGGUCAACAUGGAGCUCCAGAAGCUGCUCGCCAAGGAGUCGGAUCUGACCCUGGCGCAGUGCGCCUUCCGGUUCGACAUCAAACCGUCUACAUUCUACUCCAUUUACAAGAAGGUUGAGGCGCUGCCGCCUGAACGGACGGACUACUCGCGCGACAACCCCAAGUUCUGCCCGGACUAUAUGUUCCAGUUUCAGCUACCGCGACACACGCUGCGCAUCGAGGCGUUCUCGUUGACAGACCUCGGGGGUGCUGGGGCGCCUCUUGGUUCUGCUGAAACGAUGGCAACGUUCGAGCUGCCGCUCGUGAAGAAGCUGCUGGCCGAGCAGAAGAAAGGGGCCCAGAUCAGGAUCCUCGUGCCGAAGAAGCGGAGCAAGUUGAUUAUUGUGGACGAUGUCAUGUCGUCGAGUGGAUCCGUCAACCCUUCCUUCCAAGGAUUAAACCUGUCCUAUGAGAGCAUCACCUACCACUUCAUGAUCUCGAAGUCACCGGUCAAGGAGGCCCUGUUCAUGGAGAUCGACGACGAGUGGGUCAGUGAGCAGGAGGCCCUCACCACGGCCGCUAAGCAGCUGGCGGCCGCCCAGGCCAGCGAGGGAUUCGCCCCGGAAGAGCUGGUUAGCGAGGAGCUCGCGCCCAAAGAGCUGGUUCUCGGGGAGUUCGUGGACGAGGAAGGGGGCGCCAUCAUCGAGGAAGAGAAGAAGGAGAGGGCCCACAAGGCCAACGCGGCCGAUUACAACAGGCUGAAGCUGGCCGGCAUCUGUGUGGAGUGCAGGGCUGGAGCUCUCGCCGACGGUGAAAACCUGUGCAUCGCGUGCCGGCACAAGAAACAGUUCAAGUAUUAUCAGAGACUGGAGGAAGGCAGGUGCGGCUACUGCAACAAGAAGAAACCUGCAAGCGACAAGCACUCCGCGUGUGCUGCAUGCAGGGAAAAAUGCGCGGCUAAACGAAGCGAGGCUAUCCAGUCGAGAGAUAAGUACAACCUAUGCCGCAACCGCGCACAAGAAAGCAACAAGAGGUGCGAUGCCAAGCGCGCCGCACUCGGCAUCAAGAGACAGAAGAUGCCCGGACAGUGUUGCCACUGCCACAGGCCGUGCGCGACUAAACCACCGAAGAAGGGCGGCGGUCUCUACUCAGAGUGUGACUGGUGCCGCAUCCGAGUCCGGGCCAAGCUGGACUUCAACACCACGGACGGGAUCCGACAAAAGCAACGUCCACGCCGACCCGGCCUGUGCCAAUGCGGGAACUCCGCGAAGGCCAGGGACGGGGGUGGGUUCUUCAGCUGCUGUGAGGAGUGCCUCGAAAAAACCUGCCAGAGGGGGAAAGCGAGGUAUUGGGAGAAGAAGGCGGCGGCACAGCGCGAGGACGAGGAGAAGGACGAGGAGGAGAAGGAGGAGAGCGCGGGCGAGUACGAGGAGAAGGACGGAGUGCAUUUCUAG
Messenger RNA from Phytophthora sojae, 1689 nucleotides. RefSeq lists its product as hypothetical. The record is from RefSeq and is a predicted model, not a curated record. Bases 1 to 1689 code for a protein of 562 amino acids. NCBI's taxonomy places the organism in Eukaryota, Oomycota, Peronosporomycetes, Peronosporales, Peronosporaceae. The transcript is spliced from 6 exons.